UGUAUGAAGUCAUGUGGAAAUGAGAGAGAUUCUGGAAGCUGCUACUCCAGGGGAUAAAGCAUCCUCAAGCCGGUCCUUGUGCUUUGCACCACCUGCGCUUAACCCGCUGCGCUACCGCCCGGCUCCCUGGAUAUCUCCUUACUAAAUGGAGCUCUGCUUGCAUGUGUUCUGGCAUUGACAUUGCAGAAGGCCCAUGCUUGCCCUCCCUUCAACUUUUAAUGGUGAGCAGGACAGCUGAAGAGUGAUGCUUGCCUUAUAUUUGCAGAGUUCCCUCCGGUCACCUUGCUUAUUUCUCUGGGAUUGAAGAGCUUGUACUCAUUGCCCUCCAUGGUGGCUGAUAUUUUCAAGAAUGUGAUUUUACCUUAUAUCCAUAAGCUUUGCAAAGGAAUGUUUACAAAGAAACUGGUAAACACAACCAAAAAAAAGGAGAAUAGCCAGCAGAAAAAAGAUCAAGACCUCCCAGCUAUUUCUGGCCAGGUCAAAACUCCCAAAUUUUCCAACACAUUGAAAAGCACUGUCAAGAAGAUUGCCAAGUGCUCUUCUGCUCACAACUUAUCCACUGAAGAGGAGGAGGCUGUUCCGGACUUUUCUCUCUCCCCAACAUUCAGUUACCGGGUAGCAAUUGCCAACGGCCUGCGGAAGAUUAGGGGAAGUGAGGGUGAGCAUAAGAUUCUGUUUCCAGAGCUGUCUUCCAUCGAGAGCUCCUACUCAGAGUCACUAAAUGAACUGAAGUUUGCUCCGGAAAAGCAGGGAACCUCAGUCCACACCAUGCCGGUGAGACGCACCAGAAAGAGUUCCAGCAGCCUGGCUCCCUCUGAAGGCAGCUCGGAUGGGGAGCGCACCCUCCACACCUUGAAGCUGGGGGCCCUUCGAAAGCUGAGGAAGUGGAAGAAGAGCCAGGAGUGUGUUUCCUCUGAUUCUGAGCUGAGCACAGUGAGGAAACCCUGGGGGAUCAGGAGCAAAUCUCUCGACAGAACUGCCCGCACCCCAAAAGGGAAUGCCCUAGACCCUGGCUUCAGUUCCUCAGGCUGUAUCAGCCAGACCCAUGAUGUCAUGGAAAUGAUCUUCAAGGAACUGCAGGGCAUCAGCCAGAUAGAGACUGAGCUCUCGGAGCUGCGGGGGCACGUCAAUGCUCUCAAGCAUUCCAUUGAUGAGAUCUCCAGCAGUGUGGAGGUGGUGCAGAGUGAGAUCGAGCAGCUUCGCACCGGCUUCGUCCAGUCCAGAAGGGAGACGAGGGACAUCCACGACUACAUCAGGCACUUGGGCCACAUGGGCAGUCAGGCCAGCCUGAGGUUUCUGAAUGUGCCGGAGGAAAGAUUUGAAUACCCUGAAAGUGUGGUGUACCAGAUUUUGGUGGAGAAAAUGGGCUUUUCUGAUGCACCAAAUGCUAUUAAGAUUGAAUUUGCUCAGAGGAUAGGACACCAAAGAGAUUGUCCCAAUGCAAAGCCCCGGCCCAUAAUUGUGUACUUUGAAACCCCCCAGCAGAGGGAUUCUGUCUUGAGAAAGUCUUAUAAGCUCAAAGGAACAGGUAUCGGCAUUUCAACAGACACUCUCACCCAUGAGCUGAGAGAGAGGAAAGAGAGGGUGUUUCCCUCAUCCCAGACUUACGAGAGCAUGGAUAUGAAGUUAUCUACUCCUGAGCCCCAGGCCAAGAAGAGUAGCUGGCACUUAUCAGAUCCCAGUGAUGGAGACCAGGAACCAGACCUCGACAGCAACUGCUAUGCUGUGUUUACUAAGUCAGAGUUUCCCACUAAGGGAGGCUCCUCCAGGUCAAGUUCAAAAUCACAUGGUAUGAAAUCCAAGAAUAAAACCAGUGGCCACAAAACUGUGAAUAAAUCUGAUUAUGAGAAAAUGUCCUCACAAUCACCAGGACCGGAGAUGCUGGAAAAGCCAGCCACGGCCUACCACGCAGAUGCCAUUCCCCUCUGGCAUUCACAGAGUGAUUUUUCCACCCCGAAACUGAGUCGUUCUGAGUCUGACUUUUCUAAGCUAUGUCAGUCAUACUCAGAGGAUUUCUCUGAGAAUCAGUUUCUCAUGAGAACUAACGGAAGCUCCCUACUGUCUUCCUCAGACCGGGAACUUUGGCAGAGGAAGCAGGAGGGGACUCUCACCUUGUAUGACAGGCCUCAGGAUCAACCCUUCAGUGCGACUGUUGAGAGCAUCUCAGGACGGGGUGAAGCUGAGAACACAGAGAUCAUGGGUAGUGGCAUGAGCAACAGUGCACAUUGUGUCUCCGGAGACCAAAGUCAUUAUAGUUAUUCCCAGCUCUCUUUGCAUGAAGACCUCUCUCCAUGGAAGGGGUGGAAGCAGACUGAGCAUGGAGCUGACUUAGGUCUGGAUCCAUCCACACAGGAAGCUUUUGACUAUGACACCAACAGUUUCUCUGAUCAACAAAUUGAUCACAGUAAAGAACUGGAAGACGUGAGAAAGCGCCACAGUGACCAGCAGGAUGGCUCCGAGAGCAUUGACCUCACCCAAGAUGACAACUCAUCUCCCUGCCCUGGGUUGGAUCAUGAGCCCCAGGGUCAAUGGAUGGGCCAGUAUGAGUCCUAUCAGGAGACUAAUUCUAAUGAACUCUACCAGAAUCAAAAUCAGUUUUCUAUGAUGUAUGGAAGUCAGAGUGAACUGCAAAGUGAUGACUCCGAGGAUGCCCCACCCAAGUCUUGGCACAGCCGACUGAGCAUCGACCUUUCUGAUAAAGCGUUCAGCUUCCCCAAAUUCGGGUCUACUAUCCAGAGGGCUAGGUCAGCCCUGGAAGUGGUAUGGAACAAGAGCACACAAAGUCUGAGUGCCCAUGAGCACAGUGGCUCUUCUUUGAUGGGGAGAUUUCGGACAUCAUCCCAAUCAACUACCAAUGAAUCCAGCACCACCCUGGACUCGGAUGUCUACACAGAGCCCUAUUUCUAUAAAGCAGAGGACCAUGAGGACUACAGUGAGCCAGUGGCUGAGAAUGAGACAGAUUAUGUGGAGGUGAUGGAGCAAGUCUUGGCAAAGCUGGAAAAUAGGACUAGUGUCACUGAGACAGAGGAACAAAUGCAGGAGUGCGACCACUCUUCCUACGAAACGCCCUACGAAACCCCCCAAGAUGAGGGUUAUGAUGGGCAGGAAGAUGAUGUGCUUAGUGAGGGGGGACUGGAUACCAUAAACAAAACAUCAGCUGAAACGGAAGUAAAAGAAGAUGAGAACCAAAACUUCCCUGAACCAUCAAUGGAAACCACAAAGCCUAAGAGAGUUCGUCCAUCUUUCAAAGAAGCAGCCUUGAGAGCCUAUAAGAAGCAAAUGGCAGAGCUGGAAGAGACGAUCCUGGCUGGAGAAAGCGGUUCUGUGGAUGACAAGGCUCAAAUAGUCAGUGGCAGUGGACUGAAGGCUUCCCAAUUCUCUGCCCUCCAGGCGUUUGGUGGGGCUGGGCGAGGACUGUAUGGCAUUGACAGCAUGCCUGACCUGCGCAGGAAAAAGACCCUGCCUAUUGUAGGAGACGUGGUAAGACAGCUGGCUGCACGGAAACCGGGACUCUCUCUGGCCAUGCUGAUCCGGACCUCUUUAAACAACGAGGAGCUGAAAAUCCACGUCUUCAAGAAGACCUUGCAGGCUCUGAUCUAUCCCAUGUCAUCCACCACACCACACAAUUUUGAGGUCUGGACGGCUACCACCCCUACCUACUGCUACGAGUGCGAGGGGCUCCUGUGGGGGAUCGCCCGGCAAGGCGUGAAGUGCCUGGAGUGUGGAGUCAAGUGUCACGAGAAGUGCCAGGAGCUGCUCAGCGCUGACUGCCUGCAGAGAGCAGCAGAAAAAAGUUCAAAGCAUGGUGCUGAAGACAAGACGCAAACAAUUAUCAGCGCUAUGAAAGAAAGAAUGAAGAUCAGGGAGAAGAACAGACCUGAGGUGUUUGAAGUGAUUCAGGAAAUGUUUCAGAUUUCUAAAGAAGACUUUGUACAGCAUACAAAGGCCGCCAAGCAGAGUGUGCUGGAUGGGACCUCGAAGUGGUCAGCCAAAAUAACCAUCACAGUGGUUUCUGCACAAGGCUUGCAGGCAAAAGACAAAACAGGUUCAAGCGACCCUUAUGUUACAGUUCAAGUCGGAAAGAAUAAGAGAAGGACCAAAACGAUUUUUGGAAACUUGAAUCCAGUGUGGGAUGAGAAGUUUUAUUUUGAAUGUCAUAACUCUACAGACCGAAUCAAAGUCAGGGUGUGGGAUGAAGAUGACGACAUCAAAGCCAGAGUCAAGCAGCAUUUCAAAAAGGAGUCCGAUGACUUUCUGGGGCAAACAAUAGUAGAAGUGAGGACCCUGAGUGGAGAAAUGGAUGUCUGGUACAACCUAGAAAAACGGACAGAUAAGUCUGCUGUAUCUGGAGCCAUUCGAUUGAAAAUCAACGUAGAAAUCAAAGGAGAGGAGAAGGUUGCUCCAUACCACAUACAGUACACGUGUUUACAUGAGAAUCUGUUCCAUUACUUGACGGAAGUGAAAUCUAAUGGUGGAGUGAAGAUCCCAGAGGUCAAAGGGGAUGAGGCCUGGAAGGUUUUCUUUGACGAUGCUUCCCAGGAAAUCGUGGAUGAGUUUGCGAUGCGCUAUGGAGUUGAAUCCAUUUAUCAAGCCAUGACACACUUUUCAUGCCUGUCUUCUAAAUACAUGUGCCCUGGGGUGCCUGCUGUCAUGAGCACCUUGCUAGCAAACAUCAACGCCUUCUACGCACACACAACGGUCUCCACAAACGUGCAAGUCUCUGCGUCCGAUCGAUUUGCAGCCACCAACUUUGGCAGGGAAAAAUUCAUAAAACUACUGGACCAAUUACACAACUCCUUAAGGAUUGAUCUGUCAAAGUAUAGGGAAAACUUUCCUGCCAGUAAUUCUGAUAGGCUGCAAGACCUGAAGUCAACUGUUGAUCUGCUAACAAGUAUCACCUUUUUUAGGAUGAAGGUUCUGGAGCUGCAGAGCCCCCCAAAGGCCAGCAUGGUGGUGAAGGACUGCGUCAGAGCCUGCCUGGAUGCUACCUACAAGUAUAUUUUUGACAAUUGCCACGAACUCUAUUCCCAGCUAAUAGAUCCGAAUAAGAAACAGGACAUUCCUCGAGAAGACCAGGGACCAUCCACUAAAAAUUUGGACUUUUGGCCCCAACUUAUUACACUGAUGGUUACUAUUAUUGAUGAGGAUAAAACUGCAUAUACUCCUGUCCUAAAUCAGUUUCCUCAGGAGCUGAACAUGGGAAAAGUCAGUGCUGACAUCAUGUGGACACUUUUUGCUCAGGACAUGAAAUAUGCAUUAGAAGAACAUGAAAAACAACGGUUAUGCAAGAGUACAGAUUAUAUGAAUCUGCAUUUCAAAGUGAAGUGGUUUUAUAAUGAAUACGUGAGAGAGCUACCUGCUUUCAAAGAUACAGUUCCAGAAUAUUCCUUAUGGUUCGAGCCUUUUGUCAUGCAGUGGCUGGAUGAAAAUGAAGAUGUGUCCAUGGAAUUCCUUCACGGAGCUCUGGGAAGAGACAAGAAAGAUGGAUUCCAGCAGACAUCUGACCAUGCCCUCUUUUCCUGUUCUGUGGUUGAUGUGUUUGCUCAACUUAAUCAGAGUUUUGAGAUCAUUAAGAAACUGGAAUGCCCUAACCCUGAAGCAUUGUCUCACUUCAUGAGAAGAUUUGCAAAGACAAUCAACAAGGUUCUGCUUCAGUAUGCUGCCAUCAUCUCCAGUGACUUCAGCUCACAUUGCGAUAAGGAAAAUGUGCCCUGUAUAUUGAUGAACAAUAUUCAACAGUUAAGAGUCCAACUGGAAAAAAUGUUUGAAUCCAUGGGAGGCAAAGAGAAGAAGGAAGGAGAGAGAUUCUCUUACGAGCUGGACGCUGAAGCCAGUGCCAUUCUCACGGAACUUCAGAUCAAACUCAGCGGGGUUCUGGAUGGUCUCAGUGUCACUUACGGAGAAAGUUUCCAGCUGACCAUUGAAGAAUGUAUAAAGCAGAUGAGUUUUGAACUCAAUCAAAUGAGGACAGAUGGAAAUCCGGCAUCAAAUACAAACAUUGCCACAAUGGAUGCAGAGGUUGUGCUGAGACCUCUUAUGGACUUCUUGGAUAAAACAUUAAGUCUUUCAGCAAAAAUCUGUGAGAAGACUGUCCUGAAGCGAGUCUUGAAAGAGCUCUGGAAGUUAGUCCUUAACAAAAUAGAAAAGCAAAUUGUUCUCCCUCCUCUGACAGAUCAAACUGGACCCCAGAUGAUAUUUAUUGCAGCUAAAGAUCUUGGACAAUUAUCCAAAUUAAAGGAGCACAUGACUGGUGAGAAUGCCAGAGGACUAACACCAAGACAGUGCUCCAUAGUGGAGGUGGUCCUGGCUACCGUCAAGCAAUACUUCCAUGCAGGAGGAAAUGGUCUAAAAAAGAAUUAUUUGGAAAAAAGUCCGGAUCUUCAGUCCCUGAGAUAUGCCCUCAGUCUUUAUACCCAAACUACCGAUGCUUUGAUAAAGAGAUUCAUAGCCACCCAGACUGCACAGAGUCUCUCUUCCAAAGACUCAGUGGGUCAGAUCUCUAUUCAUGUGGACAUCACCACCACUCCAGGAACCGGCGAACACAAGGUCACUGUGAGAGUGAUUGCUAUUAAUGACCUCCACUGGCAGACCACAGCCAUGUUCCGUCCCUUUGUGGAAGUGUGCAUCCUGGGACCCAACCUUGGCGACAAGAAAAGAAAGCAGGGCACAAAGACAAAAAGCAACACAUGGUCCCCAGAGUACAAUGAAACAUUCCAGUUUAUCCUGAGUCAAGAGAACAGGCCAGGGGCCUAUGAGCUGCACCUGUCAGUCAAGGACUACUGCUUUGCCCGGGAGGACCGCGUCAUCGGGACCACCGUCAUCCAGCUGCAGAGCAUCGCAGACAAGGGCAGCCACGGGGCCUGGUACCCCCUCCUAAGGCGCGUGUCUGUGGAUGACACAGGCUUGACCAUCCUGCGAAUUCUCUCCCACAGGACCAGCGACGAGGUGGCUAAGGAAUUUGUGAGGCUCAAGUCAGAAACCAGGUCUGUCGAAGAGUAUUCUUGAAGCCUAGCCUGCAAAGACCCCGCCUGCAGAGCGCACCUGCGUGCGCGCACACACACACGCGCACACAUGCA
Messenger RNA from Erinaceus europaeus (western European hedgehog), 7076 nucleotides. RefSeq names its product unc-13 homolog C (gene UNC13C). Gene Ontology annotation, molecular function: phospholipid binding; calmodulin binding; calcium ion binding. Gene Ontology annotation, cellular component: neuromuscular junction; plasma membrane; terminal bouton. Lineage: Eukaryota; Metazoa; Chordata; Mammalia; Eulipotyphla; Erinaceidae. The transcript is spliced from 32 exons. Gene Ontology annotation, biological process: synaptic vesicle maturation; dense core granule priming; presynaptic dense core vesicle exocytosis. The record is from RefSeq and is a predicted model, not a curated record. Bases 328 to 7005 code for a protein of 2225 amino acids.